Molecule: messenger RNA, 5435 nt
Organism: Sinocyclocheilus grahami
Lineage: Eukaryota; Metazoa; Chordata; Actinopteri; Cypriniformes; Cyprinidae
Product: voltage-dependent P/Q-type calcium channel subunit alpha-1A-like
Exons: 39
Coding region: 27-5351 (1774 amino acids)
Biological process (GO): chemical synaptic transmission; calcium ion import across plasma membrane
Cellular component (GO): neuronal cell body; voltage-gated calcium channel complex; membrane
Molecular function (GO): calcium ion binding; high voltage-gated calcium channel activity
Source: RefSeq, a predicted model, not a curated record
CUGAGUUCAUCUUCCUGGGGAUCUUUAUGUCGGAGAUGUUUAUUAAGAUGUAUGGGCUGGGGACCAGACCUUAUUUGCACUCCUCCUUCAACUGUUUUGACUGCAUUGUCAUUUGUGGCAGCAUUUUCGAGGUGCUCUGGUCUAUGAUCCAGCCAGGAACCUCGUUUGGGAUCAGUGUGUUACGAGCUCUCAGGUUACUGAGGAUCUUCAAAGUGACCAAGUAUUGGGCGUCUCUGAGGAACCUGGUGGUGUCUUUGUUGAACUCCAUGAAAUCCAUUAUCAGUUUACUCUUCCUCCUUUUCCUCUUCAUCGUGGUCUUUGCUCUGCUGGGCAUGCAGCUUUUUGGAGGACAGUUUAAUUUUGAAGCCGGCACACCACCUACAAACUUUGAUACUUUUCCUGCAGCAAUAAUGACAGUAUUUCAGAUCCUGACGGGUGAAGACUGGAACAUGGUCAUGUAUGAUGGGAUCGAGUCUCAGGGCGGAGUCAAAAAGGGCAUGGUCUUCUCAGUCUUCUUCAUCGUUCUUACACUCUUCGGCAACUACACUUUGCUCAAUGUGUUCUUGGCUAUCGCUGUGGACAAUCUGGCCAAUGCACAAGAGCUGACCAAGGAUGAACAGGAGGAAGAGCAAGCAGCCAAUCAGAAAAUGGCUCUUCAGGCGGCCAAGGAAGUAGCAGAGGUCAGCCCACUGUCUGCAGCCAACCUCUCCAUUGCUGCCGUGACAGUAAACUCUGAGCGUCUUGAUGCAACAGAACACUUUCUGGACUGUAAAGAGCAACAGAAGAACCACAAAGGUUGUAAAUCGGUAUGGGAGCAGCGCACUAGCGAGUUGAGACGACAGACCCUGAUGAACAGCAGAGAGGCUCUUUACAAUGAGUUGGACCCUGAAGAUCGCUGGAAGGUCUCAUACUCCCGUCACAUUCGUCCCGAUAUGAAGACACAUCUGGAUCGGCCGCUGGUCGUGGACCCUCAGGAGAACCGCAAUAACAAUACCAACAAAACUCAUCCGGGUGACAUCCAGCCCCAGCACACUCAUCAGCUCCUGCACAAACAGCCCAACUUCAAUGAGGGGGAGAGUGGAGGAGGAGGUGGAGGGUCUGAGCCCUGGGCAGCGUUGGAAAGGGGGGACUCCACAGGGUCUCGUCGGAGUCUUUUAGGCUCCGAGAGCCAUGGGGUGGGUAGAGAGUCUCACCGCAGACAUCAGCAUGGCGAGCGCUGCAGCCAGGCCCGCCAACACCAUAAAACUGCAAAGGAUGAGGGAGAGGGCGGAGGGAAGAGACACAGGAGUAAGGGCAGGGAAAGAGGACCUGAGUGUGAGCAUGCAGAUGGAGGAGAGCGGAAACACAGACAUCAUCGCCAUGAGGGCGAAGGAAGAAAAGAGAGAGGGGUGCGACACCGUACCAGGAAGGAUGGCCAUGGAAGUGGCCCCACUCUCUCGACCACCCGUCCCAUUCAGAAGACUCUGUCCAGGCAGGACAGUCAGUACAGUGAGGACCUGGACAAUGCCAUGAACAACAAGCUUGCCACCCAGCCACCUAGUAACUCCACUCCUCAUGAUAGUCUGCUCAAUCUGGCCAACAGUGCCCACACUGCCGGCCUGGCACAUACUGACACUGAGAGCAGCCUCAUUCUCACCAACCCUUCCUCUACCACUGCUAAUGUUACCAGCACUGGUCACCUGAGCAUGAAUCCUGAUUACACUGCCGUGGACAUUCCCCCGAUGUUCCCCUCCAGUAACGCCAUCCUACAGGUCAAUAAGAAUGCAAACACAGAGCCCCUGCCCAAGAAGGAGGACACAAAGGGUGACGAUGACGAUGAUGAGAAAGAUGAUGCGGGGCCUAAACCCAUGCCACCCUAUACCUCAAUGUUCAUUCUGACUACCACCAACCCAUUUCGGAGGUUGUGCCACUAUAUCGUCACGCUCAGAUAUUUUGAGAUGUGUAUUCUGCUGGUCAUUGCAAUGAGCAGUAUUGCCCUGGCCGCUGAAGACCCUGUCUGGCCCGAUUCCCCCCGCAACAAUGUCCUGCGGUACUUUGACUAUGUGUUCACUGGUGUGUUCACCUUUGAGAUGCUCAUUAAGAUGGUAGAUUUAGGUCUUGUCCUCCAUCAAGGCUCAUAUUUCCGUGACUUGUGGAACAUCCUGGACUUUAUAGUGGUUAGUGGUGCCCUGGUGGCGUUUGCCUUCACAGGAAGCAGCAAGGGGAAAGACAUCAGUACUAUCAAGUCGCUGCGUGUGCUCCGAGUAUUGCGGCCUCUGAAAACCAUCAAGCGUCUGCCAAAGCUGAAGGCUGUCUUUGACUGUGUGGUGAACUCUCUGAAGAAUGUGUUGAACAUACUCAUUGUCUACAUGCUGUUCAUGUUCAUCUUUGCUGUGGUGGCUGUGCAGCUCUUCAAAGGCCGUUUCUUCUACUGUACCGAUGAAUCCAAGGAGUUGGAGCGUGACUGCAGGGGCGAAUAUCUUGUCUAUGAAAAAGAUAACGAAGUGCGGGCGCAGAAGCGGGAAUGGAAGAAAUACGAUUUCCACUACGACAAUGUGCUCUGGGCCCUUCUCACCCUCUUCACAGUUUCUACGGGAGAGGGGUGGCCACAGGUGCUGAAACAUUCAGUGGAUGCGACCUACGAGAAUCAGGGCCCGAGUCCAGGUUACCGGAUGGAAAUGUCCAUCUUUUACGUGGUGUACUUCGUGGUCUUCCCCUUCUUCUUCGUCAACAUCUUCGUGGCUCUUAUCAUCAUUACUUUCCAGGAGCAAGGAGACAAAAUGAUGGAGGAGUAUAGCCUGGAAAAGAAUGAGAGAGCCUGCAUAGACUUCGCCAUCAAUGCUAAACCGCUCACGCGACACAUGCCUCAGAACAAACAAACAUUCCAGUACCGCAUGUGGGAGUUUGUGGUGUCUCCUCCAUUUGAAUACACCAUCAUGGCAUUGAUUGCCCUCAACACCAUUGUCCUUAUGAUGAAGUAUGAUGGAGCAUCAGAUGCCUAUGAAGCUGUGUUAGCCAACCUGAACAUAGUGUUCACCUCACUUUUCUCCAUGGAGUGCAUAUUGAAGAUCAUUGCCUUUGGAGUGCUGAACUACUUCAAAGACGCCUGGAACAUCUUCGACUGUGUGACUGUACUUGGCAGCAUCACUGAUAUUUUAGUCACAGAGCUAGGGAUGAACAACUUCAUAAAUCUGAGUUUUCUAAGGCUCUUCAGAGCUGCUCGUCUCAUUAAGUUGCUCAGGCAGGGUGAGACCAUACGCAUCCUGCUCUGGACCUUCGUCCAGUCUUUCAAGGCUCUGCCGUAUGUGUGCCUACUCAUCGCCAUGCUGUUCUUCAUCUACGCCAUCAUUGGCAUGCAGCUGUUUGGGAACAUUGCGAUUGAGGAGGAUGGUGAGAGUGCCAUUAACCAGCACAACAACUUCAGGACUUUUUUCCAGGCGCUAAUGCUGCUCUUCAGGAGUGCUACAGGUGAGGCGUGGCAUGAUAUCAUGCUGUCGUGUCUGGGAAAGAAGGUGUGUGAUCCUCUCUCUGGUAACGUGGAGGCAGAGUGUGGGAGCGAGUUUGCCUACCUCUACUUUGUUUCCUUCAUCUUCCUCUGUUCCUUUCUGAUGCUGAAUCUGUUCGUGGCUGUGAUCAUGGAUAAUUUUGAGUACCUGACGCGUGACUCCUCUAUCCUGGGACCCCAUCACCUGGACGAGUAUGUGAGAAUCUGGGCGGAGUAUGAUCCAGCUGCUUGUGGCAGAAUCAGUUUCAGGGAUAUGUAUGAGAUGCUCAGGCACAUGUCUCCUCCGUUAGGCCUUGGGAAGAAGUGCCCUGCACGGGUUGCCUACAAGAGACUGUUGCGGAUGGAUCUGCCAGUUGCUGAUGACAACACAGUGCACUUUAAUUCCACACUUAUGGCCUUAAUCCGAACUGCUCUGGACAUCAAGAUCGCCAAGGGUGGGGAAGGAGGCGUAGAUAAGCACCAGAUGGAUGCUGAACUAAGGAAGGAGAUGAUGGCGAUAUGGCCUAAUCUCUCUCAGAAGAAUCUGGACCUUCUGGUGACACCCCACAAGUCAGCGACAGACCUGACAGUGGGAAAGAUCUAUGCUGCCAUGAUGAUCAUGGAGUAUUAUAGGCAAAGUAAAGCCAAACGGACACAGGCUAUCCACGAUGAACAGAAUCGAACGCCAUUAAUGUUUCAGCGUCUGGAGCCGCCGUCUCCAAGCCAGGAUGUGGGACAGGGACUCACUGGCCUUCCUGAAACACAACAGCACCCUGCAAAUCAUCUGCCUGUUGAUGAAAGGAUCCCAGAGAGCCAAUCAUGGGUGACAGCGCGAGCCCAGGAGAUGUCUCAGAAAGCAGGAAGCUGGAGUCCUGAAGGCCAACACCCAGACGACCCCGCAGAUAACCGCAGACACUCUCAGACAGUAGAGAUGAGAGAGAUGGGGCGGGACGGGUACUCGGACACUGAGCACUAUCUGCCGAUGGAAGGCCAUGGCAGGGCUGCUUCCAUGCCUCGACUCCCAGCAGACAACCAACAGCCACGGAGGAAAGGACGGCACCGGGGAGAUAAUCUCACUACCAUCACCGAUAACAGUCCGAUGAAGCGUUCAGCUUCAUCUUUGGGCCAUGGGCGUCAAGGCCGUUCAAUGCGGGGUGAGGACUAUACCAUGGACAGGGUUAUACCAGAAGAGGGUCACAGACAUGGGCAUCGCCACCGAGACCGCAGUCACCGUGCGUCAGAACGCUCCCUGAGCCGCUACACUGAUGCUGACACAGGUCUUGGCACUGACCUCAGCACCACCACACAGUCAGGAGACCUGCCAUCCAAGGAGAGGGACCGGGGCCGGGCCAAAGACCGCAAGCACCACCAUCAUCACCAUCACCAUCACGGUUCUCUAGAUAAGGAGCACUACGGACACGAGAGAGAACGAGGGGACUACGGCCACAGAGGGUCUGGAGAGAGAGACCGCCGCUGGUCCCGCUCACCAAGUGAGGGCAGAGAGUGCCUGACUCACAGACAGGGCAGUAGUUCAGUAAGCGGCAGUCCAGUCCCCUCCACCUCUGGGACCAGCACGCCCCGCCGCGGCCGGCGUCAGCUUCCCCAAACCCCCGCCACGCCCCGACCCCACGUCACCUACUCUCCCGUGGUCCGUAAGCCCAUUGGCGGCACCCCCCCUCCGGGCCAGCAGAACCGACUCCCCGCUCCGACCUCCCAUCGGUUCAGUCCGCCCGGCCCCGAGCCCCCGCUUCCCCCUCCCCACCAUGGCUCUCCUCGCUCGGCCCGUCAUGCGCACUGGGACCAGCCCGCCCCGCCGCGGCCGGCGUCAGCUCCCCCAAACCCCCGCCACGCCCCGACCCCACGUCACCUACUCUCCCGUGGUCCGUAAGCCCAUUGGCGGCACCCCCCCUCCGGGCCAGCAGAACCGACUCCCCGCUCCGACCUCCCAUCGGUUCAGUCCGCCCGGCCCCGA